This is a messenger RNA of Oxyura jamaicensis (ruddy duck), 10702 nucleotides long. RefSeq names its product vacuolar protein sorting 13 homolog A (gene VPS13A). Gene Ontology annotation, cellular component: extrinsic component of membrane. The record is from RefSeq and is a predicted model, not a curated record. The transcript has 73 exons. Bases 29 to 9754 code for a protein of 3241 amino acids. Lineage: Eukaryota; Metazoa; Chordata; Aves; Anseriformes; Anatidae. Gene Ontology annotation, biological process: autophagy; protein retention in Golgi apparatus; protein targeting to vacuole.
CGGGGCCGGGGCCGGGGCCGCCGGCACGAUGGUGUUCGAGUCACUGGUCGUGGACGUCCUGAACCGCUUCCUCGGUGACUACGUGGUGAACCUGGACAGCUCCCAGCUGAAGCUGGGCAUCUGGGGAGGAGCUGUAGCACUGAAGAAUCUUGAAAUAAAAGAAAAUGCACUGAGUCAGCUCGAUGUGCCAUUUAAAGUUAAAGCUGGACAUAUUGGUCAACUUAACCUACAGAUUCCAUGGCAAAACCUUUAUACUCAACCUGUUGAGGCAGUUCUUGAUGGAGUUUAUUUGCUUAUUGUGCCCACAGCCAGCAUAAAAUACGAUGCUGAAAAAGAAGCCAGACAGCUUUUGGAAGCAAGGCAAAGGGAAUUGCAAAGGAUAGAGGAAGCAAAGCAGAAAAUAGCUGACCAAGAUAAAGUAAAAGAAGAGAAACAAGACACUUUUGUAGAAAAACUAGUCACUCAGGUCAUCAAAAAUCUUCAGGUGAAAAUUUCCAACAUCCAUGUUCGUUAUGAAGAUGAUAUCACAAAUCGAAAUAAUCCCUUGUCAUUUGGGAUUUCACUUCAGAAUCUAAGCUUGCAGACCUCAGAUAAGAAUUGGAAUCCAUGUUUACAUGAUGAAACUGCCAAGUUGUUCUACAAGCUUGUACGACUGGAUAACCUUUUUGCUUACUGGAAUGUGAAAUCGGAGAUGUUCUAUCAUGGUGGUUAUGAUGAAUCAUUGGUUAACUUGAAACAGGGAGUUGCCUGCCACAAUGUGAUUCCAGAGGGUUAUGAUUUUGUAUUCCGUCCAAUUUCAGCUAAAGCCAAACUCCUUAUGAAUCCUCGAUCUGAUGUUGAUUUCUCAUCUCCGAAAAUGGAUUUAGAUGUAAAGUUAGAGGACAUAGCUGUUGAAUUCAAUAAACCACAGUAUUUCAGUGUUAUGGAGCUUCUUGAGUCUGUUGAUAUGAUGACUCGAAAUCUGCCGUAUAGGAAGUACAGACCUGAUGUUCCAUUGCACAACAAUGCCAAGAUGUGGUGGAAGUAUGUUAUUUACGGCAUCCUUGAAGUAAAUGUUCAGCCUAAACUCCAAAUGUGGUCAUGGGAACAUAUUCGGCACCAUAGAAAACAAGUGAAGAACUAUAAGGAGAUGUAUAAAACGAAGAUAACAUCAAAAAAGCCUAAUGAAGAAAUCUUAAAAUUUUUGGAGGAAUUUGAAAAGACCUUGGAUAUUUUUAACAUCACUCUAGCAAGGCAACAAGCAGAAGUUGAGGCAACUAAAGCUGGAUUAAAAAUAUACAGACCAGGAGUAAAACAAGAAGAUGAAAAUUCUGGUGGCUGGUUUAGUUGGAUAUGGGGCUGGUCAGGUGAAAAAAAAGAGGAACAGAAACAAGAAGUAAAGGGUUCAAGUCUUGAAGAGCUGAUGACACUUGAAGAGAAAGCUAAACUUUAUGCAGCAAUUGGAUACAGUGAAACAGCUGUGGAUCCAACACUUCCAAAAUCAUAUGAAGCCAUGAAGUUGUCUGUGAAACUAUUAAGCAUGUCUAUUUCAAUAAGAGAAAACAAACAAACCCCUGAGCUGGUAAAAUUUACAUUAGAUAGCUUGAGUACAGUAUUCACACAACGGCCAGGUGCACAAGCAAUAAGAUUUGAAACAAAAGUAACCUCACUUGAAGUUAUGGGUAUGUCCCGAGAAAACUGUACACCCUGUCUGCUAUCUUCUCGAACAGUCUACUCGGACAAUAGUACCUCACUCUUAAGCAUAACAUUUGAGACUAAUCCUUUGGAUGAGAAGGCAGAUCAAAGGCUUAGAAUUGAAUCACAGCCACUGGAAAUAAUAUAUGAUGCAAGAACAAUAAAUAGCGUAGUAGAUUUCUUCAGGCCUCCAAAAAAUGUACAUUUAGAGCAAUUGACAUCUGCAACUCUGAUGAAGCUUGAAGAAUUUCGUGAGAAAACAUCAACAGGUUUGUUGUAUAUUAUCGAAACCCAGAAAGUUCUUGACCUCAAAAUUAACCUCAUGGCUUCAUACAUAAUUGUUCCACAAAAGGGAUUCUAUGACAGUACAUCAAAUCUACUCCUUUUGGAUCUUGGUAGUCUUAAGAUGAAAAGCAAAAGUCGUUCUGAUUUAUCGGAACUUAAAGUAGGACAAAGCACUAUUGAAGAUAUAAUGUCAAGAGCUUAUGACAGUUUUGAUAUCCAGCUCACCAGUAUACAGUUACUCUACAGCAAACAUGAUGAAAACUGGCAAGAGGCUCGUAAGCUGAAAUACUCAUCUCAACAUAUCUUGCAGCCUUUGGAUGUGAAAGUGGAAUUUAGCAGAGCUAUGGUUGUCACAGAUGCAAGAAUGCCCAAGAUUGCAAAGAAUGUGAAGAUCAUGAAUACCAGUUGUUCUUCAGGUACCCUGUCCUCAGAGCUGGUAAAUAGGAAAGGGGAACAGCGUGAAGCCCUCAUAACUUGCGAGGAAAUGGUUAGCGACCUGCUAAACUACUUAGACGUAUGCAAGUCUUUGGGGCUGGAUGGGAUACAACCAAAGAGAGACAAGAGCGUCAUGGUGGACAGGGCAAAUGCUUUGCACAAGUCCAGGUGGAUGGUGUCAGUUGAUCUACCCCUGUCCACCAAAGCUGUAACUGAGGCUGCGAUAUCCCCUGUACUCUCAGUGCCACAUUUAUCACAAGGCGUGCUUCCUGUGUUGGAUCUUCAUUCAUUUGCAGAGUCAGAAUCAGAAGAAGAAUUUUAUGAUGCUCUAAGCAGUCCUGUGGAAGACAUGACAUUUUUUGAAGCCCCAUCUGGUUCCCUCACACGAGCCAGCAGUAUAAAGCGAAAAAAACUACGUAAACAAGAAUCUUUGAAAAAUAUGACUGAGUUUCAGCUGAGGUUUGAAGUAGCUGAGGUCUUAAUAAAAUUAUGCCGCCUUACUGGUAAUACUGAGACACCUGUGCUGCAGCUUGAGGUUGUAGGGUUAGGCACUGAACUUAAAUUAAGAACGUUUGACAUGACGGCAAAUGCUUUCCUGCAUGAAGUUUGUCUGCUGUGCCCAGAGUAUAUGGAUGAUAAUGGCAAACCAGUUUACAUAAUUACUACUCUGGAUAACGUAGAAGAUGAUCUUCUCACUUUGGAGUAUAUAAAGGCUGAUAUUAAUGGACCAGAACUGAAGACUGCGUAUCAGAACGUUCUACAGAAGAUGAAGGUGAACUUUUCUUCUCUUGAUGUUCAUCUGCAUACUGAAACUCUCCUGAAUGCCAUGAACUAUCUAAACAAUCUCAUACCCAAACAAGAAACUAAAGUUGCAGAAGAACCUGUUCAUGACAAAAUUGAGGAGAAGAAGGAUGUUCUUAAGAAAUUAACAUCAAAAAAAUCAAAGUAUGAAGAUGUUAUCGACCUCAAUAUCUGUGCGGAUUUAUCCUGUUUACGUGUCUUUAUUAGAGAGAAAAAACAAAGAAUAGCUGAAAUUCACAUUGAAGGUCUGGAUAGCCAAGUGAUCAUGAAAAAAACAGCUACGGAAGUGACUGCAAAAUUAAAGAACAUAAUUAUCAUGGAUUCUGAUGAGAUGGCAUUGUAUAAAAAGGCUCUUUACAUCACAGGAAAAGAAGUCUUCAACUUCAAAGUGAUUUCUUAUGUGAAUGCUACAGAUGGAAUUGCAUAUACAGAUAUGAAUGUUGUUGACAAUAGUAUUAGCCUAACAGUUGGGUGUAUUCAAGUAGUUUUUGUCAACAAGUUUGUUUCUUCUGUUUUGGCUUUUAUAAAUAACUUUCAAGCUGCCAAAGAAGCUCUUACUGAGGCAACCGUUCAAGCAGCAGAGAAAGCAGCUACAGGUGUAAAAGAGCUAGCAGAGCGUAGUUCUCGCUUGGCACUAGAUAUAAAUAUCAAAGCACCUGUUGUGAUAGUUCCACAAUCAGCAGUGUCUGCGAAUGUCCUGGUGGCUGAUCUUGGUCUCAUUACUGUAAAAAACCAAUUCUUUAUUGCUAAAUCAAAAGCUUGGUACAAUCUCCCACCUGUUGUUGACUCUAUGACAGUGAAUUUGAGCGAACUGAAAUUAUACAGAUCAUACUAUGAGCAGGAUUCAUUGCAAAGUGAAAUACAGCUGCUGCAACCACUCAAUCUGGAAGUAGUUGUUGAACGAAAUUUAGCUGCUGCAUGGUACAAUGAAGUUCCUGAUAUUGAAAUAUCUGGACGACUCAAGCCUAUGAAUCUAAUUCUCAGUCAGGAAGACAUUACAACAAUAUUGAGGACACUAAAUGAAAAUAUAUGUGGAAGCUCAGAUGCAUCAGCACCUUUACCAGAACCAAAAGAUACAACUAGCCAUUGUAGUGAUAUCCACAGUACUUCACAGCAAUCUGCAGGUGUAACAGUUGUGACAUCAGCUGUAGUAGAAUUGCACUCACCUGUAAAAAUAAAAACAACACUAAAACUGGAUUUCAGAUUCGACUCCCUGACUUUGGUGCUGUAUAGUCCAAACUCAAAACAGGUUACAAAUUUGGAUCAGAGAGAUGACCUGUUGAAGCUUGCAGAGUUUAAGUUAGUUUUAAUGUCAGCUGCAGUCAAAAUGUUAUCAGAUGGUUCAAUGAAUGCUUCAGUCAAGCUAGCUAACUGUACAUUAGAUGAUAAAAGACAGUCAAUCCAGAAGGCUACACCAAGGAUGGUGGAAAUGAAGCAUGGAUUUGAAAAGAAAGUUAUGGUGGAUAUAAGCUAUAAGCAGGGGAGAGAUGGCACUGUUUUUGACAUGAUUGUUCAAGAGAUAUACCUUUGUGCAAGCAUGGAAUUUCUACUUACUGUUGCAGAUAUAUUCCUAAAGGCUAAUGCAGAAAGUGCUGCUGCACAGAGAAAUCUCAAGCAGUCAUUACCUUUAAAAGAGCAAGCACCUGUGCAGCCUGUAUCUACAAUGGAAAUGAACAUUGUUGUUAAAAAUCCAGAGAUUGUGUUUGUGGCUGAUUUAACAAGAAGUGAUGCUCCUGCAUUGGUGGUUACAACACAGUGUGAAGUCUUCAUUAAAAAUAGCCCUGAAAGGUAUAGCAUGACAGCUGCUGUUAAAGAGAUACAGGUGAAAGCAUGUCCAUUUCUUCCGGAAAAAAGGAAAGGGAACGUUACUACGGUACUACAGCCUUGUGACUUCUUCUUUGAGAUGAAACAAUCAGGUACAAAUCCACAGUCAGCUGAUCUAAUGAUUAAAUCUCUGACAGUAAAGGUUUCACCAAUAAUCAUAAAUACAGUAAUCACUAUUACCUCCGCCCUUUAUCGAACUGCAGAAACAACAGAAGAAGAGAUUAGUCAAAUUCCUCCAGACUUGUGGAAUAUGAAAGAUGUAAAAAAUCUGAAAAUGUGGUUUCUUGAAGAGUCAAAUGAAAAUGAAGACACAAGUCUAACCUCUGAACUGGUUCCCACCGGAGAGUCAUUGAAAAUGAGUGUAGAAUCUGUUGUUCUAACACUUGAAGCUGGUGUUGGCCACCGAACUGUACCAAUGCUCUUAGCCAAAUCCUCAUUUCUCGGAGAAGUCAAAAACUGGAGUACACUUAUCAACCUACAUUCUCGGCUUGAGCUAGAGGUACAUUAUUUUAAUGAGAUGUUCGGGGUGUGGGAACCAUUACUUGAACCACUAGAAAUUGAGAAGACUGAUUUAUUCAAACCUUGGAUUCUAGAAAUCAAGAUGAAGAAGAAGCCUAAAAAAGCAUUGGUUGAAUCGGAUGCAGAAGAAAACUACAAAGUUCCAGAACAUAAAACAGUAAUAAAUGUUUCCUCAAAAGACCAGCUGAAUAUUACACUAUCCAAAUGUGGCCUACAAAUGUUGAGUAACUUGGGCACGGCAUUUGCUGAAGCAGCAAGUCAAACUUCAGACAUCUUCAAAAAAGACCGAGCACCAUUUGUACUAAUAAAUUCUUUAGGACUUCCCAUCACUGUCUCACCCAGUGAUUCCUUUAGUGUCCUCAAUGUUGAAUUUGGAGCUAAAAUAUUUCAUUUAAUAGAUGGAGAGAAUUUAAAUAUGGAAUAUGUCAGAACUAAAAAUGAGAGUGACCAGUUCACCGCAAUGACCACUCUGAGUAGCAAAAGGUUUUACAUUCAAAUCUGUCCACAUAAUCAUUCCGCUGUGGAGAAGAUUCCAUUAACAAAAGUGGGUCGAUGUAUUUACAGAGUAAGGCAUGAGGAAUCAGGUGUUGAAAGGUCCAUUGUCUGCCAAAUUGAUACUGUUGAAGGAAGCAAGAUAAUAACUAUACGUUCUCCUAUCCAGAUAAGGAAUCAUUUUUCAAUCCCGUUCAAUAUUUUUGAGGAAGGAAGAUGUUUAGGGACUGCAUCACCAGAAAAUGAAUUCAACAUACCGUUGUCCUCAUACAGAUCCGUACUGAGUUUGCAACCAAUAGCCAAUGAAAGUGGAGUGGAUGGAGAAUAUGAUAUGUGUGAAGGAAUUACAUUUGAUGAAAUUAUGAAAAAUGUUGACAGCUUAUUACAAAGGAAAUGCCAGUCUGUGAGGUCAACUAACCACUCCUUUAUCAUCAAUAUUGUUAUAGUAAAAGACACGUUGACAUCUACUUUAUGUGCAGAUGAUCAAUGGGAUUUUCCAUAUGUUGUUCAUUUAUGGCCUUCUGUUCUUCUCCGCAAUCUCCUUCCAUAUCACAUUAUUUACUCUGUAGAGGGAAAUGGGAACAAAUAUGACACUCUGGAAGAUGGAUGUUCAGCCCAGAUUCAUAAUGCAGUAUUGGAUCAAACAAAACUAGAUUUACAGUUGCUGAACUAUCUAGAUCAAAACUGGAAAAGUGAGUACCAUAUAAAAAGUAAUCUACCAGAAAUCAGCUUCACAACAUUCUACUGCAUCACGGAGCUGGAUAAGACUGAACUGGAUAUUGCUGUCCACGUGACCUACACAACUGGGCAGAUGGUUAUAGCAAUUCACAGUCCAUACUGGAUGGUAAAUAAAACUGGUCGAAUGUUGCAGUACAAAGCUGAUGGUAUCCACCGCAAGCAUCCUCCGGAUUACAAAAAGCCGCUACUUUUUUCUUUCCAGCCCAAAAACUUCCUCCAAAAUAACAAGGUGCAGCUUAUGGUAACUGAUAGUGAACUGUCAGAUCAGUUUUCACUGGACACUGUUGGAAGUCAUGGUUCUGUGAAAUGCAAGAGUCAUAAAAAGGAGUAUCAAGUUGGUGUCACCAUAAACAACAGCAGUUUUAAUAUUACUAGAAUUGUGACUUUCACUCCAUUUUUUAUGAUCUCAAAUAGAAGCAAAUACACUUUGGAAGUAGCUGAAGAAGGCAAAGAAAAGUGGAUACCCAUUGUUUUGCAACAGUGUAUUCCCUUUUGGCCUGAAAGUGAUGCCAACAAACUGCUUGUUAGAGUUGAAAAUUCGGAUCUGCCUCCAAAGAAGAUAAAUUUUGAUAAGCAAGAAAAUUGUCUCUUACUGCAUUUGGACAACAAGCUUGGAGGAAUUAUAGUGGAUGUUAACCUGACUGAACAUUCUACAGUGAUCACCUUUUCUAAUUACCAUGAUGGUGCAGCACCAUUUCUGUUGAUAAACCAUACUGAAGAAGAAAUUAUUGAGUAUGGACAAAGCUCCCUCAGUCAAUUGGAAGGCUGUCUUCAGCCAAAUAAGGCAGUGUUGUACACUUGGGCAGACCCAGCAGGAUCUAGAAAAUUGACAUGGAAGUGUGGAAAAAUAACUGAGGAAAUCACCCCAAAGGAAGACAAAAUGGAAGUACUCAGCCUGGACUGUAGAAAAGUGGUCUACUUAGCAUCAUUUUUUGAAGGUUUGCAGCGUAUUGUCCUAAUCACUGAAGAUAAGAAUGUUUUUAAACUGGCAUAUGAAAGUAUAAAGGCAGAACUAGCAGAACAAGAAAUCAUUCUGUCUUUACAAGAUGUCGGAAUUUCAUUGGUUAACAAUUAUACAAAGCAGGAGGUGUCCUACAUUGGAAUUACAAGUUCUGAUGUGGUAUGGGAGACAAAACCUGAGAAGAAAUCAAGAUGGAGACCAAUGAGUGUUAAGCAAACUGAUAAAUUAGAACAAGAAUUUAAAGAUUACAGUGAGCUAACUCCUUCAGAAAAUAAGAUUAUUGAGUUGGAAUCCAAUGUCUUGGUGUGUUUAACUCCUAAUGGAUGUAACAUGAAAAUUCAACAACCCAAUGAGAUUCCUAUUAGACGGAAUUACCUGCCAGCUUUGAAAGUAGAGUACAGUUCAUCAGCACAUCAGAAGUCUUUCAGAAUUCAAGUUUACAGGAUACAGAUACAAAACCAGAUUCCUGGAGCCAUAUUUCCCUUUGUGUUCUAUCCUAUUAAACCUCCAAAGUCCAUCACCUUGGAUUCAGCACCAAAACCAUUUACCGAUGUCAGUAUUGUUAUGAGAACUGCAGGACAUUCACAAAUAUCUCAUAUUAAGUACUUCAAGGUCCUGAUUCAAGAGAUGGAUCUCAGAUUAGAUCUUGGUUUCCUCUAUGCACUGGUUGAAUUCUUUACACAGACGGAUGUACCAAAUGGCCAACAGCUAGAACUUUUCAAAAAGGAUGUGGAGUCUCUUCAAGAAGAAUUGAUGAGUGUGUCAUCAAUGGAUACAUCACAAAUCAGCUUGUACGAGUACUUCCAUAUCUCUUCAAUUAAGUUACACUUAAGCUUUUCACUCAGUACGGGUGGUGAAGAUAGUAACAAAGAAGAAAGAAAGAACGAAUUGAUACCACUUCAAUCCUUGAAUCUCCUUCUGAAGAGUAUAGGUGCGACCCUCACAGAUGUACAAGAUGUCGUCUUUAAGUUGGCAUUCUUUGAACUCAAUUAUCACUUCUGUACUACACAACAGCUCCAAUCAGCAGUACUAAGGCAUUAUUCAAAACAGGCUAUUAAGCAGAUGUAUGUGCUUAUUCUUGGCCUUGAUGUCUUGGGUAAUCCAUUUGGAUUCAUAAGAGACUUAUCUGAAGGAGUAGAAGCAUUCUUCUAUGAACCUUAUCAGGGAGCCAUCCAGGGUCCUGAAGAAUUUGUAGAAGGAAUGGCACUAGGACUAAAAGCUCUAGUAGGGGGAGCUGUUGGUGGAUUAGCUGGUGCUGCUUCAAGAAUCACUGGUGCUAUGGCAAAAGGAGUAGCUGCAAUAACUAUGGAUGAGGAUUAUCAGCAGAAAAGGAGAGAAGCCAUGAAUAAACAGCCCACUGGUCUGAGAGAGGGUAUCACUCGUGGAGGAAAAGGAUUAGUUUCUGGUUUCGUCAGUGGCAUAACAGGAAUAGUUACAAAACCAAUAAGAGGAGCUCAGAAAGAAGGAGCAGCUGGUUUUUUCAAAGGUGUUGGAAAAGGCUUAGUGGGAGCAGUAGCUAGACCUACUGGAGGAAUCAUAGACAUGGCAAGCAGCACGUUUCAAGGUAUCAAAAAAGUUGCAGAUUCAUCAGAAGAUGUGGUAAGCCUGCGCCCACCUCGCUUCUUUGGUGAAGAUGGAGUUAUUAGACCUUACAGAUUAAGAGAUGGAACCGGAAGUCAAAUGUUACAGAAAAUUGAAAAUGGAAGAUUUGCAAAACUCAGAUAUAUUGCACAUGCUAUGGUCAACAGUACAGAUCUGUUAAUGGUGACAAAGAGUGGUGUCUUAUUUGUGACAAAAGGAACAUUUGGACAGUUGACAUGUGAAUGGCAAUACACUUAUGAUGAAUUUACUAAAGAACCAUUCAUUGUUGAUGGCAGAAGAUUACGUAUUGAAGCAAAGGAACGAGUAAAGUCUGUGUUCCAUGCCAAAGAAUUUGGAAAAAUUAUUAAUUUUAAAAGUCCAGAGGAUGCUAAGUGGAUCCUUUCUAAACUGGAAGAAGUGAGAGAGAAUCAGCCAAAAUCAUAAUGAAUUUAGAAGCAUCAAGAUAAGAAGAACACUGAACAGCUAACUUCUAGUUUCCUUUGUACUAUAUGCAUAGUAACAACAAAAUUCAAAAACAAAAAAGGGUGGGGAGUGCGGGGGUGGACUGAUGAAAUUAUUUGUGGUCACACCAGUGAACGGAUACAUCACAAAAGUAGCUGCUAUUAAGUUUAAAGAAAAAACUCCAGUGAUCAAAAAUUUUUGCCAAGUUUCAGCUUCUUGGAUUUUUUUUUUACUUAACAGAUUUCAUUUUAUUUAAAAACAUUUUUUUUCACAAUACAGUUUUAAAUGAUUUUUUUACCAUUACAUUUGGCACUGAAGCUGAAUUCUGAAAUAAUUCUUUUGGUACUAUUCAGAGCAAAUCUUUUGGCUUUGAUUCUGAAAAUCAAUAUUCAGUUUCUGUCUUCAUUUUCUUAAGACUUGAGGCUAUGUUGAAGUUCAAGUUUCUUUUGAAGGAAAUGUUAACUUAAUCAUCACUAGUCUUACAACUCAAAUUCUAAGAAGGUGUCUGUUCACCAGAAAAGCCUAAUUUAGAUGAUCACAGGAGGGGCUGCAUAGUUACCAAAUAUUAUUUUCUUUUUGUAAAUGAAUAGACCAGGUCACAAUGAAUUUGCAUUACAAUAUCACUUUUAGUGUAAACUUUUUUAUAUCCUACUCAAGGAAAUGUUGCAGCACCUUUAUCAUUAUUCAAAGAAAAUAUAACAGUUUACAAAUACUUAUAAUGGGGAUAAUUAAUAUAUGUCUGCACUAGAAAUAUGAAUUAAAGCUUAUCAUUCUAAAUAAAAAUUAUUAACAGAUUUGCAACUGAAGAAUGAAGUUUUGAGGUUAUAAGGACACUGUUGCGUACCAAAUAUAUGCCUUGGAUAUUGUGUGCUAAGCAAGUGGCAAAUAAAGUCAGUUUUAUAUCAAAUAAUAAAUACAAUAUUUCACAGU